ACACCAGCCGAACAAGACACUCUCAGACAGACCGCACAUGAGAAAGAGAGACACUAGCCUACUUAAACCAGAGCUUCAGCAUUAUUUCUCUUUCAGAAUGGAGUCCUCAACAUGAUCAACUAGUGGAUCCGGACAGCUUUUUCAGGUCCCUGCUUGGAUUUUUAUCUCUUUUUAUCUCAUCUUUGAGUUUCAGCACUGCGCCCGGACACUUUCACUUGUCAAGACUGUGCAACCGCGCCGGUUUCAGAGCACACACACAUUGAUGGGGAUGAUCGCAGCAUUGCCCAGAAGAUGUGUAUCCCUGCUCCGCGGCUGAGAUCUGUGUCGCCGGCGCUCGUCGUGGGGUCGGAUCCCUCGGUUCACGUCCCCGUGUCAUUCCCGGUGAACUGAGAUGGCUCUUUGCGCUGUGCUGCGACAGACACGCAGACCGCCGCGGCAGGAGAAUCGGACACAUGUAGUUUUAAUCACGACCUAUUGCUUUUUUUGUAUAUCACCGCUGAAACAACUUUGCGCGUUUCCAUCUUCGCUGAGCGACUGUCAAACACCCACCGGGUGGAACUGCUCCGGGUUUGAAGAGCAGGACACUGAUCUUUUUCUGUGCGACACAAACACUUGCAAGUUUGACGGCGAGUGUCUGCGAAUCGGGGACACGGUGACAUGCAUCUGUGAUUUUAAGUGCAGCGGUGACUAUGCCCCAGUGUGCGGAUCGAACGGCGAGAGCUAUGAGAACCACUGUCUCCUGCGCAAAGACGCCUGUAAACUGCAGACAGAGGUGCUGGUGGUGUCAGACGGAGCUUGUCCUGUCGGUACUAGAGAUGCUGGCUCCGGAUCAGGGGAUGAUGCUAAUGAGGGUUCUGCAGAGAUCAGUCAGAAGGAGACAUCAACCUGCGACAUUUGUCAGUUUGGGGCCGAAUGUGACGAGGAUUCAGAGGACGUGUGGUGUGUGUGUAACAUUGAUUGCUCCCACAUCAGUUUUAAUCCGGUUUGUGCAUCAGACGGUCGUUCCUAUGACAACCCCUGUCAGGUGAAAGAGGUGUCGUGUCAGAAGCAGGAGAGGAUUGAGGUCAAAUACCUGGGGCACUGUAAAGAGGAGAAAGACCAGGUGAGCGAGGUACCAUGGGGUCUUUAUAUCCCUUGUCCAGAGCGCUACAAGGACUACUGUGUCCAUGGAGAGUGCGAGUAUCCUAGCAACCUGUCACCCCCCACCUGCAGUUGUCAUUCGGGCUUCAUCGGGCCGCAGUGUGACAGGAAGGAUUAUAAUGUGAUGUAUGUGGUACCUGGCUCUGGAAAACUGCGUUACGUUUUGAUCGCGUCCAUCAUUGGAGCGCUGCAAGUGGCCAUUAUCUGCCUCGUAGUGCUUUGCAUCACACGAAGGUGUCCACGUGGGAAUCGGAUAGCACGGCAGAAACAAAACGUUCCACAUUUCAACUCUGAAAACACCCUGCGGGCCUCCACCAGACUCAUCUGACGAACCUUAAACUUCGAGUGACAUGUGCUAAAAGACAGCAGAGAAAGGCCCCAGGGAAUUGUGGGAUCACACACCCCUCCAGACAGGUGAUGCUGGGUGUGUUAAGAACAGAGGCAGGACUCCUGGCAGCGUGCUGAUCGUCCCUUAAAUCCCAACAGACGCAAGCAGGGGACGGGCCACACGGGACGGGCCUGCGGUGGUUUUUCCACCUGGCCUGCAGGCUUGAGUGAGACUCGAUGGGAAAAAGAACAGGCAGUCAGUUUCGUCAAAAUGUCAGGGUACAGCCAAAAACAGCUCUUCCCUGGGGUUACAACAGUCUGGAGAAGACGAGUGCUUGCGGAUGGACGGAUGGAUGGAUGGAUGAAUGACUAGAGAGGUGUGCCACAUGUUGCCUUGUAUUUGUUGUCAUAGAAGAAACAAGCCUUCAGGGGCUCUCUUUGGUUAUGUAUUAUAUAUUUCCAAUAGGUUAACAUACUUGAUGUUUUUUUUCUUUGUUUUUAAUCGCUGUAAAUGUAAAUAAAUAAUUUAUAUCAUGUGA
Molecule: messenger RNA, 2006 nt
Organism: Danio aesculapii
Lineage: Eukaryota; Metazoa; Chordata; Actinopteri; Cypriniformes; Danionidae
Gene: tmeff2b
Product: transmembrane protein with EGF-like and two follistatin-like domains 2b
Exons: 9
Coding region: 392-1468 (358 amino acids)
Molecular function (GO): protein binding
Source: RefSeq, a predicted model, not a curated record